Anguilla rostrata (American eel) is the source of this 715-nucleotide messenger RNA. RefSeq names its product ATP synthase membrane subunit c locus 1 (gene atp5mc1). The coding region runs from base 113 to 529 and encodes 138 amino acids. NCBI's taxonomy places the organism in Eukaryota, Metazoa, Chordata, Actinopteri, Anguilliformes, Anguillidae. Gene Ontology annotation, molecular function: proton transmembrane transporter activity. Gene Ontology annotation, biological process: proton transmembrane transport; proton motive force-driven ATP synthesis. The transcript is spliced from 5 exons. The record is from RefSeq and is a predicted model, not a curated record.
AGUACAAGGUGAGGUUGUACGGCGAUCUCCUUGACUAGCUAGUUAGCAGCAGAGGUUAGACUGAGCCUGUGAUCUUGGUGCUUGUGUGUGCUGUGGCGGAUAGACCUGAAAUAUGUAUGCCUGUGCAAAGUUUGUCACCUCACCCGCAGUGCUGCGUGGCGGGUCCAGAGUCCUGGCUCGGCCCGUUUCAGUGUCUGUGUUUAACAGACCCGAAGCCAGAAAAGAUCAGGCCCUGCUGCCAGCCAGCGAGUCCUCUUCCCUGCAGCUGAGCAGGGGGUUCCAGAUGAGCGCGGUGUCCCGGGACAUCGACACUGCCGCCAAGUUCAUCGGGGCUGGUGCCGCUACCGUGGGCGUGGCCGGAUCGGGGGCUGGGAUCGGGACUGUUUUCGGCAGCCUGAUCAUUGGAUAUGCCAGGAACCCCUCCCUCAAACAGCAGCUCUUUUCCUACGCCAUCCUGGGCUUUGCCCUCUCUGAGGCCAUGGGGCUCUUCUGUCUGAUGGUGGCAUUCCUCAUCCUGUUCGCCAUGUAAUCUUACCCUCUGCCGCCACCCCCAUCCCGUCCAAGGACCGGAAAUCGGACCGCCUGAGGCCGUUGCACCGCCAUUCCAACUCACAGAAACCACGCUCUACCUUUUUGUUCCUUUUUUCAGACAUGUUUUAUGGAAGAUCUCACUUCAUUUUGGACGGUUUGUCUGAAUAAAUGAUUGUGAACUUAA